UUGGAGGACAUAGGGAAGGCCAUGGUCGAGGACCGGGGGACUUUGGAGCUAUUGAUGCUAAUGAUGAAGAGAUUUUAUGAGCAAGCCACACCUGUUAUUCUUGUUGAGGUACCUCCUUUGAUUAUUGUGCUAGACGUUGAGGACUCUAUUAAUGAGGAUAAGGGUGAUGAUGAGGAGGAAGAAGGCAAUGAUGAUGUGGGUUAUGGUGACAAGCUAGAUGAGUAG
This is a messenger RNA of Ilex paraguariensis (yerba mate), 225 nucleotides long. Lineage: Eukaryota; Viridiplantae; Streptophyta; Magnoliopsida; Aquifoliales; Aquifoliaceae. The record is from the annotation of a GenBank genome assembly.